AUGACCACACCAUGGGAGAGUCAUGAGCCUCGUGUGUUCCGUGCGCAUCGGAGGCCAAGAGUGAAGAACGGGUGGAGAGGGAGAGAGCGGCCUGGGAAACAGUGGCUCGCACAGGUGCGCCAGGCUGCGUCUCUAGGGGCCAGCGUUACGACCCCAAGUGAGCUUUGUCUUCCGUCUUCACCGACUCCAAGGUCGGAGUCGGGAUGCUCUUCCCAGCUCUUCGGCCCCGAGCUGGACGGGCUCAGCCUCUGCCUCCUCUCUGACUCCCUCCUGUCCCCCACCUGGUCGGCUCAGUCGGCUGGGGUCACCCAUGAGGAGGAGGGUCCCCAGGGAGGAGCCGGCCCCUCCGCAAAGCAGCAGCUCCGGCUGGAGGCGGGCAAGGCCGGAGCCUCCGGAAAUGUCGGCUUCCCCCACGGAGUCGCCUGGAUGACGGGCGAGGAGAAGGCUUUUCUACUUCUCACUGAACCCUCUGCGGCAGUGACUAGAAGGUCAGACGAGUGGGGGGCCCAGACCCUGACCUGCGGCGUCUUUCCCUGCAGUGUGUCGAGUCCCAUCGGGAGCCGGCCUGAGACCCAGGGGACGGGCCAGGUUCGGCCGGACCUCGCGGCAGAAACGUGGGUGUGGACGGUCCAGGAGGCCCGUGGGGGCGCGGCCGGCCUCGGGUCCUGGGAGAGCAGCCGGGGAACGGGAGGGUCCCAGCAAGGGGCCCUUGAUUUUACGUGUUAG
Messenger RNA from Rangifer tarandus platyrhynchus (Svalbard reindeer), 726 nucleotides. Lineage: Eukaryota; Metazoa; Chordata; Mammalia; Artiodactyla; Cervidae. The record is from the annotation of a GenBank genome assembly.